GCCUUUGUCCCUGAGGCACAGGUGUUGUUCUUGUGUGUCAUUAUAUGAGGUGAGCAUUGAAAAAGGAUGUGCUAUUUCUGUCAAAGAGCUGGAAUAACAAGUUUGCACUCACAUUCUGUGUUUCUGUGGUGCCACCCAUUCAUAUCAUAUCUCACUUGCUCAUGUGAAAGCAUUCAGCGUUGGUAACUUCUCAGAGGCAAUGGAGGGCUUUAAUUCGUAUUAUACAAGAAAUCUGAGUGAAGAAACGCCAGCUGCUUUCAAAGACCUGUUGCAAAGAUCUCAUCCCAUUGAAGAUAUACUUGAAACCAGCAAGGAGGAUCGAGAGGCAGGUCCAGUUUCUGGCGUGGAGGACGAAGCAACUUUUCCAGAUACAAACACAGACAUGCUGAGGCCAUCUCCAGCCACGUUAGAUGAAAGAGAAGAACAGCUGGAAGAAGUCAAAGACAGUGAUAAUGCCAGUGUGAUGGAGCAAGCUGAUAGAAUAGAGCAGAUGAACCUGGAGUUAAAAGAUCCACCUAUAAGUAAGCCCAUACGGACAUACUUGGAUGAAAGUUUACCGGACCUGCUCAAGAGUGGGAGUCCACUCCGUAGACGUGUAUCAAGCCCAGUGGCAGACACGUUAAAGCAGAUGCGCCGCGAUGUUGAACUGUCUCGGCGAAGGAGCAUAAAACUCAAGGCUCAAGUGGAUAAAUUUCAGGAGCAGAGUAAGGAUGGACUUGUCUGGAGUCAACACAGAGAACUGGUGACUGAAGAGAUUCAGUCCAUUGUAAAGCUGCUUAUCCCUCUGACUGAUUCAGAGCCAACAGCAGAUCCUUCUUCUGAGAGCAACUCACUGGAUAGGGCAUUAAGUCAGCUGAAGACUGUUGCACGCACACUCGCUCUCAGUCACACAUCUCAGGGAAACGCUAAAGACAGGACUACAGACGAGGUUGCUGUAUUUCAACAAGCGCUACGGGACCGAGAUGAGGCUCUUGCAAAGAAAAAAGCCAUGGAGUCAGAGCUGCUGAAAUGCAAGACAGAACUAAUGUCACUGAACAAUCAGCUCCUGGAGGCAGUGCAGCGGCGACUGGAGAUGGCUAUCGAGCUAGAGGCCUGGAAGGAUGAUGUGCAGACCAUCAUUCACCACCAGCUCCUGAGUCAGCAGCAGGCAGAACAGGCCCAGAAGAAGCCCAGAGGUUUCAAUGUACUGAGGCGCUCCAAACAAUCCAGUCCAGCCCAGUCUCCAGUACUGAGCCGCGCAUUCUCUCCUGCCUCGCCGUCCCCCAACACACCUGUGGCCCAGCGCUGGAAAGACAAACUGAGACGAGGACGUGCCAGUCAGCAUGCCUCUGCUGUCCACAACCAGUCACCCAGCCCGUCCCCAAUGGACUCUACAGUCAGCAGCACGGAAGACAGUUUUCAAACAGUCUCUCUUGACUGAACUUUUAUCUGCAUUAUAAGCAGACUUGGGGAGUAACGGAAUAAAUGUAUCGGCGUUACGUAAUCAGGACACAAAAAACUGGUAACUGUAAUCCAUUACAGCUACGUCCAAAAACAACAAUCAGAUUACAGGCACAUUUAGUAAAAAAAUGGGAAUACUAUCAGGAUUUAAUUUUUUUUUUUUCCAUUUAAAACCAAAGAAAUUCAUCUUUUAACAUAACACAAUAUAAAGAGCUGCUUGAUUAUAGUUCUGGUUCUCUCUUGCCACUCGUGGCUUACCUAAUUUGGUAGAAAUGAAUGCAGAUUUUUCUCUGAAAUGCUUUUGUUAGGGACCAUAUUUGCAUUGCUUUAACCCCUCUCUGUAAUUACCACCUUCUGCGAGAAGAUUCACCAGUGAAUCGAUUAUAAAAGGCUAGAAGCAAGUAUUGGGCAGAUUCCUGCCUCUCAACCACUAGCCUACUUUCGACAAGCACACGAAGGUGAAGCGCUGUUGUGUACUGCGUCAAACACUUCCUUGACAAUAGCAGCAAAUGACAACUGUCCUGAGUCGCAACAACGCCCAUGGCCAUAGAAAGUCAUUUUUAAAUUUAUGUUAUCACAUUGCUUUGUAUUACAUGGUCAUUCAAAUGUGUCAGUGAUGGCAGAAGGUACACUCGUGGCAUCUAAUAUUUUACAUAUACUUAUGUGAUGCUAAUGGUGUAGCUUUUUCAGUGUAUUAAAAUCUGCAUUGUUUUGAAAGACACACACACACACACACACA
Molecule: messenger RNA, 2179 nt
Organism: Ictalurus punctatus (channel catfish)
Lineage: Eukaryota; Metazoa; Chordata; Actinopteri; Siluriformes; Ictaluridae
Gene: bicdl2l
Product: bicaudal-D-related protein 2-like
Exons: 6
Coding region: 200-1420 (406 amino acids)
Biological process (GO): Golgi to secretory granule transport; vesicle transport along microtubule
Source: RefSeq, a predicted model, not a curated record